CUAUCAUCGGAUCACCGCUUACUCUUGGACGAGCAUUCAAACAGCAAGCAUGCAAACGUCAGAGACAGAUAUGAAAUCGUCCCGGUUAAUAGACUACAACUACGAGGAAUACGUGAAUUUGAGUAUCCAGUGGAGUCGUUGGCUAUUGAAACCCAUGGGCCUCUGGCCGUAUUCAAGUCCAAUUUCAAGAUUCAAACGAUACAUACACCGGCUCAUAAACAUCGUCUGUUACAGUCUGAUCAGUUUCCUCUUUAUACCGAGCAGUUUGUUCGUCGUAUUCGAAAUGGAGGAUACCUACGGUAAACUGAAACAAUCCGGGCCGUUGAUUUUCUGCGCGACGGGUUUCGUGAAAUAUUACUCCCUGAUCAACCACAAGGCUGACAUCAGCGAAUGCGUGGAACGAAUCAAAUGGGACUGGAAGAACACGACGAACGACAGUGAUCGCGAGAUCAUGAUAACGAACGCGAAUUUCGGACGAAAAUUGGUGAUCGUCUCCAUGUUCUUCAUGUACAGCGGCUUCGUCUUUUACAGCAUUGUCAUACCAUUUAGCAUGGGCCGAGUAACAGCGGAGGAUGCGAAUAUCACUUUCAUCCCACUGAUAUUUCCUUUCACGAGCUACUUCGCUGACGCGCGUUACAGUCCUCUGAACGAGAUCGUUUUCUCUGUUCAAGUGUUGGGUGUCUAUCUGAUACACAGUCUAGCGCCGGCGGCUUGCAGUUUAGCAGCUGUCCUCGCGGUUCACACUUGCGGCCAAAUGCAGGUGCUGAUGAACUGUUUGAAGCAUCUGAUUGACGGCCGAUCGGACAUGAGCGAACGUUUGGACGGCAGAGUCGCUGACAUCGUGCGCCAACAUGUUCGUGUCCUGAAGUAUGUACCUGUUUGUCGUUUCACCACGGCGUUUUCGUUUACUCGCUGUUAUUUCGUACCAGAGGAAUUUAAUUCCUUUCGCGCUUCCCUGCCGACGACGAUGACGACGUGCAUCACGAUUAUGGGUGAUUUCAGAUUUCUGACGCUGACAAAGAAAACACUGCAACAAAUUUCAUUCGCCGAGUUUCUGGGAUGCACGCUAGAUAUAUGUCUCCUUGGAUAUUACAUAAUCAUGGAAUUGAAGUCGAAUGACGUGACGAACGCCGUGACCUAUAUGAUUUUCCUUGUGUCGUUCACGUUCAAUAUUUUCAUAUUUUGUUACAUAGGCGAAAUAGUGGCUGAAGAGUGUAGGAGAGUGGGUGAAAUUUCAUACAUGAUCGAGUGGUACCAACUGCAAGGAAACAAGAAGCUGUGCUGCGUCUUAAUCAUCGCAAUGUCGAACAGUUCGACGAAAUUAACAGCUGGAAAUAUCGUGGAACUGUCUAUAAGCACUUUUUCUAGCGUAAGUGACAGAUCAUUAUCAGUAUAUACUUACAUCUUUGUGUACGAAGAGAUGUAGAUGCAUUUUCUACAAACAGGUGAUGAGAACAUCGGCUGCUUUUUUUAACGUACUGCGUAAGUUGACUUGAACGUUCUUUGAAUUGCAAUUUGGUGUUG
Frieseomelitta varia is the source of this 1524-nucleotide messenger RNA. Its product is annotated as odorant receptor 4-like. Gene Ontology annotation, biological process: detection of chemical stimulus involved in sensory perception of smell; sensory perception of smell. Gene Ontology annotation, cellular component: plasma membrane. The record is from RefSeq and is a predicted model, not a curated record. Bases 50 to 1426 code for a protein of 458 amino acids. Gene Ontology annotation, molecular function: olfactory receptor activity; odorant binding. The transcript has 3 exons. Lineage: Eukaryota; Metazoa; Arthropoda; Insecta; Hymenoptera; Apidae.